AUAAAUAGUCCUCAUUUCUAUAUUUAUUAAAUCAUCAAGUAACUUUCUAUAUUACUGUUUUGAUAUUUCACAACUCAUAAUUCGGUUUACAUCAUUAUAUUGAUUGAUUGAAAUUAACUCAAAUGUAACUCCCCUCUGCAAAGUCUAGUUGGGAAAUUACGCUAUGUUUAACCCGGAAGAGAGACGAAUGCAGUUCGAUUGAAGAGACUUUAUCAUUCUUGAACAGAAGGCCAGAUGAACAACCUGAAUGACCCCCAGGAAUGGAACAUCAGGCCAGAGCAGAGAGGGGGUGGUGGUGGCAGCGAUGGGAACAAGUGGAACUAUGCCCUACUGGUGCCCAUGAUCGGCCUCGCUGCCUUCCGGUGGAUAUGGUCCAGAGAGUCACAGAGGGAAGUGUUGGAGGUGAAAGAAAAGUAUGACAAGAGCAUGCAGGUCAUCUGCGAUAACAUGGAGCUGAAGUACAAGGACACGCUGAGAGAGAACCGACGGGAGACGGUCCACCUGGAGCUGGAACUGGAGAAGGAGAAGAACCGCGUGCAGGGCUACCGCCAGGCCAUAGCCUCCCAGAGCCAGCAGCUGAUGGAGGAACGCAGGAGGCUUAGCCAGGAGCGGGAGGCCCUGACUAGGGAGAAGAGCCGGCUGCUGCAGGCUGGCGGAGCUGGGGCCCUCCUCCACACGGCUCUGGAGAGGGAGAGUGAGAGCGAGUGGCACCGGGGAGCCAUAGCCGCUCUGAGGGAGGUGGAGGAGGGUCUGGUGGAGAGGCAGGGGGCUUUCUGCAGCAUCCUGGUGCCCCGGGAGAAGAGGCUGGAAAUGGAGAAGGACUUGCUGGUCAGAGCUGGCAGAGAACGGGCUCUCGCCCAGCUGGAUAUGGAGGCCGGCCUCAAGGACAUAUUUAAAAAUGACCGCCACUGUGCACAGUACCUGAACACGGACAAGCGCAAGAACGGUAGUCUGAUGUGGAUCUACCUCAGAUACUGGCAGCUGCAGGUCACACUACAGAAACACAGGAGAGCAGAGGCCACAUUGUUGGAAACACAGUCUAGCAAUCUAUGAUGUCACUGGGAUUAUGACCCAAAGUGAUAUUUAUUCAUGUGUAAUAUGUCCUAUGAGGAAGGACAAGCAUUUGAAAUGAGUACAGAAAAUUAUUGUUGAUAAUCUAAAAAUGUGUAUCUGAAAGACAAAGUAAAAACUGUAAACAAUAUGGUUAACCCUGUAAAGCACUUAUUGAGCCUAAAAUGUUAUUUGCAUGACCAAUAUCCUAUUCAUAGAAUCCUAUAGUGUUUUAUUUUUUAUUAAACUAAAUGUUUCCAUCAUACAGUACAUCUCAUCUCAAACCUGUGUUUGUGAGGUAUGUAAAUAAAGUACCACACUGGCACUGUGUAUAUCAGUUGUCAUGACGCUAGCCCUUUCAAUGAAUUGGCUAGCAGAGAUGUGAACAACCCCCUACUGUGAGGGUCACAUUAGAACAAAGGAACUCUCCCGCCAAAUACUCCUAAUUAAACAUUGUUCCUAAUUUAGAGAAAGUGGAAACAGUUGGUGGAGAAGCCAACUAUGACCCGGUCUGUUUUGUUUCAUGUUUGUGACCUCAUGAAAGACAAUACAGGCACGUUACCCUAACUCUGUUUAUACAGGUUCCUCAGUUAUGAGGCUUGCAUCUGAAUGUUGGAUAAAAUGUUUGACGAAGUAUAAGAAUACUUUUGAAAAGAUAACAAUGUGAUUUAGUCUUCUAAAAUUAAAAGUGUUUGUUUUAUGGUAACGUGUGCCCAGUCAGUGGCCCCGCCCAAGUAAAUAGAAAUAAUGAACCAACCCCUUUUCCACUCUUGAAUAAAAGCCCCGGUGACGAAAAGUCACCUGUUUUAAAAAGGGUUAAUUCUAAUUUCAACUCUACAGGCCAGAAAACCUGAGAGCUUGUGCCACACGUGAAAUGGUGUGAACUAUUGAUCACUCAAGAAGAAGUGAGUCCAAGAUUACAGCCUAACAGACUGCAGCUGGAAAGGUAGCAAAUCUAGUAAGAACAUUGACCUAAGCAGAAAAUCACAUCUCACUCUUAAAACAACCCGGAAGAAUCUACAAAGGACAAUGGCGACCUCGACUGGGCAAACCAGAGCCUCACACCACCAGCUCAACUAUCGAAGCCAGCUUCACGUAAAUACAAUGCAUUACCUUUCUCCGAACGAGCGAUCAUUAGUGGCAUAUGUAUUUAUGCGAGAAUAGCUUCCCAUGUCUGAUAGACCCAUUCCUUUGUCUUCCUUCCUUCCUUCCACCCCCCCCACUCUGAAUCUAUCGUGUUAUAACCAAACGGCUUUUGUUUAGUCCAUUGGAUGGUAUUUACUGUAUAAUGUAUUGUAUAUUCUGUAAUUGUUUAAUUAGUUAGUCAAUAAAUAAUUGAGCCAA
Molecule: messenger RNA, 2394 nt
Organism: Salmo salar (Atlantic salmon)
Lineage: Eukaryota; Metazoa; Chordata; Actinopteri; Salmoniformes; Salmonidae
Gene: ccdc127b
Product: coiled-coil domain containing 127b
Source: RefSeq, a predicted model, not a curated record